AACACGUUUUCUCCGCGUCGCACCGGUGGGAGAGAAUUUGAGCACACUAUUUGGAACCACCAACACCGUUUCUCUCAUUCCAAUCCCGGUCGAACACAGCAUCCACGCCGCCGCCUCCGCAACAUCCUCACUCACGAGUGGCUCGAAUCCAUCCAUAAACCCGUCGUACAUGCUUUUAUCGAACCCGACUCUUUGUUCGUGGAAAUGCGUCGCUACAACCCCUGGACGUAGCGCCAAUACCUUAAUGUUUGUACCGACGAGCUCCGAUUGUGCCCCUACCGGCUUGCUUCAUUUUGCCUUCGUUAAGAACAGCGUAGGUGGUGAAGAGCAUGCCGUUGACAUUGGUACCCGUCAUCUUGAUUACAUCCGGGAGAGAUAGGUCUGGGAAAGCAGAAGGUGCACCGAGUGCCAGACCAGCAUUAUUGAUCAGAAUGUCGAUAGGUUUGUCGUUGAGUUGUUUGACUGCAGCUUGAAUGGCCUCUGUUACGGCUGUAUGCGAACUAAUGUCUACAGAGUAGGUGUAGAUUGUGGCCUCUGGCUGCUCUUUUUGGAUUUCGGAGGCAAGUGCUUCUAGUUUGUCGCUGGUGCGCGCGAAGAGAAUUAAAAUUGCUCCUUCACGUGCGAGACGGCGGGCAAUCGCAGCACCAAUGCCCAUGCUGGCGCCGGUGAUGAGAACUGACUUAUCCUGUAGAGACAUUUUUGCUCGAAUUCGCAAUCUCCAGGAGGUUUGGAAGUGAUGAUGCGUGAUGCACCAUUGUGUACCGAGGAAGAAAGUACCGAAUGAGAGGGAGACCUGUAUGACGUCACCGUUAGGGUUUACUU
This is a messenger RNA of Periconia digitata, 822 nucleotides long. Lineage: Eukaryota; Fungi; Ascomycota; Dothideomycetes; Pleosporales; Periconiaceae. The record is from the annotation of a GenBank genome assembly.